This is a messenger RNA of Durusdinium trenchii, 1491 nucleotides long. Lineage: Eukaryota; Dinophyceae; Suessiales; Symbiodiniaceae. The record is from the annotation of a GenBank genome assembly.
AUGGGCCGUUCCCUGAAGCCGAUUGCCAGGCGGGGAGGGGAUCGAAGGUGUUUUCGCACGGUUGGCGGCUCUGGAAGCUUCGGCGGAUCGGGCUCCAGCGGCUCUGGAAGCUUCGGCGGAUCUGGCAGCUGGCACCAUUCUGGCUCUUUUGGAUCUGGCUAUGGCCAUUCUGGCUCGUAUGGAUCUGGCAGCUGGCACCAUUCUGGCUCCUUUGGAUCUGGCUACGGUCAUUCUGGCUCCUAUCGAAGCUACCACCACUCUGGCUCCUUUGGAUCUGGCUACGGCCAUUCUUAUGGAUCCAGCUACUCCUCUGGAUCUGGCCUUCCUGGCGGAGAUUCCAGCUCUUGGACACCCUCAAGCUCCCACCAUGUCAUUGUCGGAGGAGACGAGAGCUCUUGGGCACCAUCAAGCUCUAGCAGUGUCAUCGUCGGAGGAGACGAGAGCUCUUGGGCACCAUCAAGCUCCAGUGCCAUUGUUGGCGGAGAUUCAAGCUCUUGGGCACCCUCAAGCUCCCAUCAUGUCAUCGUCGGAGGAGACGAGAGCUCUUGGGCACCAUCAAGCUCCAGUGCCAUUGUUGGCGGAGACUCAAGCUCUUGGGCACCCUCAAGCUCCCAUCAUGUCAUUGUCGGAGGAGACGAGAGCUCUUGGGCACCAUCAAGCUCCAGUGCCAUUGUUGGCGGAGAUUCAAGCUCUUGGGCACCCUCAAGCUCCCAUCAUGUCAUUGUCGGAGGAGACGAGAGCUCUUGGGCACCAUCAAGCUCCAGCAGUGCCAUUGUUGGGGGAGAUUCGAGCUCUUGGGCACCGACAUCGCACACUGUGGUCGGAAGAUCAGAGACGGGUACUACCGAUCGCGGCAGCUCUGGCCACGAGUUCAGCAGCUACGGCGGCGGCCGUUACGGAGGGUAUGGUGGCCACCAUUACACAACACAUAGCUACAGCAGCCCAGGCUAUGGCUACAGCCACCGUAGCUAUGGCCACUAUGGCAGCCAUGGCUACGGUAGCCACAGCUAUGGCAGCUACGGCAGCGGUGGCGGCAGCUACAGCAGCGGAGGCGGCAGCUACAGCAGCGGUGGUGGCAGCUACAGCAGCGGCGGUGGCUACAGCAGCGGCGGUGGCUACAGCAGCGGUGGCGGCAGCUACAGCAGCGGCGGUGGCAGCUACAGCAGCGGCGGUGGCAGCUACAGCAGCGGCGGUGGGAGUGGCAUCUCAGGUGGUGUGUCGGAUGAGAAUGGAAUCACCUCAUGCGGCAGUGGAACUGUGCACCAAUGCCCAGCUGACUGGAAGACACCGGGCAACGCGGGUGGCUACCACUGUCUGCACAAGUUGGCAAGGCAGACCUCUGAGACUGCCUACCAGAAGUCUGGUGGUGCUUGCCGCCCUGCUGGUCAUGGACCUUUCCCCCAGAGCGAUUGCCAAGUUGAGAACUUAGCAUUGGUGGCCACUCGCGGCUGUUGGUUCAACCCCAAACUGAAGGGAGUGUCUGGAAGAUGA